Messenger RNA from Populus nigra (black poplar), 587 nucleotides. Its product is annotated as protein VERNALIZATION 3. Bases 1 to 525 code for a protein of 174 amino acids. Lineage: Eukaryota; Viridiplantae; Streptophyta; Magnoliopsida; Malpighiales; Salicaceae. The record is from RefSeq and is a predicted model, not a curated record. The transcript is spliced from 4 exons.
AUGUCAAGGGACAGAGAUCCUCUGAGCGUUGGCCGUGUUAUAGGGGACGUGCUGGACCCCUUCACAAAGUCUAUCUCCCUCAGGGUCACUUACAGCUCCAGAGAGGUCAACAAUGGUUGCGAGCUCAAGCCCUCUCAGGUUGCCAACCAGCCUAGGGUUGAUAUUGGCGGGGAAGAUCUAAGGACCUUCUACACUCUGGUUAUGGUGGACCCUGAUGCACCCAGCCCAAGUGACCCCAGCCUAAGAGAAUAUUUGCACUGGUUGGUGACUGAUAUUCCAGCAACAACUGGGGCAAGCUUUGGCCAUGAAACUGUGUGCUAUGAGAACCCGAGGCCGACAAUGGGAAUUCAUCGGUUUGUUUUCGUCUUGUUUCGGCAACUGGGCAGGCAAACUGUGUAUGCCCCUGGGUGGCGCCAGAACUUCAACACCAGAGACUUUGCUGAGGUAUACAAUCUUGGAUCGCCAGUGGCUGCUGUUUAUUUCAACUGCCAGAGGGAGAGUGGCUCUGGUGGUAGGAGGCGAUAACAGGAAGAUAUCCCUUUAAAUAUUCCCAUGUUGGAAAGACUGAAAACAAGUCCAUAAAUAUG